AUGUCGUGGCUCGCGCGCUCCAUUGCGGCCACCCUCUCCUCCGCCCCCGACGACGACGACGACGACGACGACCACUCCGAGGCAGCCACCGGCGACGAAACCCCGGAUCACGCCGCCAGCGCCGACGCCGAGGAGGACGAGCAGCCGGACACCCCCGGCCGCGGGGUCAAGGGCGACAUCUCCGAGCUGACCGAGUCCCUCACCCGACGCUUCUGGGGCGUCGCCUCCUUCCUCGCGCCGCCGCCGCCGCCGGCCGGGGCCGAGGCCGAGACGUCGACGGCGGCUGCUGAGGCGGAGGCGGAGGCGGAGGGAGAGUAUGGGCCCCAGUCCCCGCGGGUCGCCGGGAUCCGGAACGACCUGGCUGAGAUCGGGGGCAGGGUGAGGAGCGGCAUCUCGAUGCUGUCCAACGCCAACGCCGUGGCGGAGAUCUCCAAGAUCGCCUCGUCCUUCCUGCCUUUCGUGCCGGAGGAAGAGGAGGAGGAUGUGGAUGCGGUGGGCCUGACGGAGGAAGUGGUGGUGUUCGUCAGGCACAUCUCGACCUCUCCCGAGACGUGGCUCGAUUUUCCCCUCUUCGUCAACGACCGGCACGCCGAUGAUUUUGAACUGUCAGAUACACAAUAUGAACAUGCAUUGGCUAUAGAGCGUAUAGUACCAAGCUUAUUAUAUCUCAGAACCGAACUUUGUUCGACCAAUAUGAGUGAAGCAUGCUUUUGGAAGAUCUAUUUUGUGCUUCUUCACUCAAAGCUCAACAAGGAAGAUGCUGAACUUCUUUCAACGACACAAAUCCUGGAAGCAAGAGAAGAGUUAUUGCAAAGCUCCCCAAGGAUGAAAAAUGUAGCGUCUGAGGGUCCUGGGGGCCCAUCAGAAAGCAGCAAUGUUCUAUCUACCCAAGCUGAAGAUAAAGAGUUGUCACCCUCAAGCAUCCAAGACAAGAGUGGAAUGGCUGAAGCAACAUCUUUCCAAGAACCAACUCCUGAUCCUCUGCCAGGGGCUGAGGCUGACAAGCAUCCCAUUUCAACCAGCGAGCCGGAAAUUAUUGACAAGUCUGUAAUUGAAGAAGAGCUGGUGGUGAAAACUGAAAUCAAGAAUCAGGGUGACAAACCCAACCUGUACACCCCGGAGGACGACGACGACAAAGAAGUGGAGGAUUGGCUAGAGGACAUGGACCAUGCCGACAACAAAACAGGCAAUAUCACCUCGGUUGGGCAGGACGAAGACGUGUCAUUCAGUGACCUGGAGGAUGACGAUGAUGAUUAA
Triticum turgidum subsp. durum (durum wheat) is the source of this 1257-nucleotide messenger RNA. The record is from the annotation of a GenBank genome assembly. NCBI's taxonomy places the organism in Eukaryota, Viridiplantae, Streptophyta, Magnoliopsida, Poales, Poaceae.